GAGUACCCUUUUGUUCUGGAUCCGUUCCAGCGCGAGGCCCUCCUGUGCAUCGACAACAACCAGUCUGUGCUGGUGUCGGCUCACACCUCGGCUGGAAAGACCGUCUGUGCUGAAUACGCCAUUGCCCUGGCGCUCAGAGAGAAGCAGAGGGUGAUCUUCACCAGCCCCAUCAAAGCUCUCUCUAACCAGAAAUACAGAGAAAUGUACGAGGAGUUCCAGGAUGUUGGUCUGAUGACGGGAGACGUCACCAUCAACCCCACCGCCUCCUGCCUCGUCAUGACCACAGAGAUCCUGAGGAGCAUGCUGUACCGAGGCUCUGAGAUCAUGAGGGAAGUUGCCUGGGUCGUUUUUGAUGAGAUCCACUACAUGAGAGACUUAGAGCGUGGUGUUGUCUGGGAGGAAACCAUCAUUCUACUUCCUGAUAACGUGCAUUACGUCUUCCUGUCGGCCACCAUCCCCAACGCCAAGCAGUUUGCAGAGUGGAUUUGCCACCUUCACAAGCAGCCAUGCCAUGUCGUGUACACUGAGUACCGUCCCACUCCUCUGCAGCACUACAUCUUCCCAUCAGGGGGCGACGGACUCCACCUGGUUGUGGAUGAGAACGGAGACUUCAGAGAGGAUAACUUCAACACGGCCAUGCAGGUGCUGAGAGACGCCGGGGAUUCUGGGGGAAGUGGAGGAGGAAAGUGGGACCCGCGAAGGAAAGGAGGCACCAGAGGUCCGUCCAGCGUUUUUAAAAUCGUGAAGAUGAUCAUGGAGAGGAACUUCCAGCCUGUCAUCAUCUUCAGUUUCAGCAAAAAGGAGUGUGAGGCGUACGCUCUGCAGGUGGCCAAGCUCGACUUUAACACAGAUGAAGAGAAGCGUAUGGUGGAGGAAGUGUUCAGCAACGCCAUUGAUUGUCUGUCGGACGAGGAUAAGAAACUCCCUCAGGUGGAGCAUGUGCUUCCUCUGUUGAAGAGAGGCAUAGGAAUCCAUCAUGGAGGCCUGCUGCCCAUCCUGAAGGAAACCAUCGAGAUCCUGUUCUCUGAAGGACUCAUCAAGGCGCUUUUUGCUACGGAGACGUUCGCCAUGGGCAUCAACAUGCCGGCCCGCACCGUCCUCUUCACCAGCGCCCGGAAAUUUGACGGCAAGAACCAUCGCUUUAUCACAUCGGGCGAGUACAUCCAGAUGUCUGGGCGAGCCGGCAGGAGAGGAAUGGACGACCGAGGAAUCGUUAUCUUCAUGGUGGACGAAAAGAUGAGUCCAUCGAUCGGCAAACAGCUUCUCAAGGGCUCCGCAGACCCGCUAAACUCUGCCUUCCACCUGACUUACAACAUGGUGCUGAAUCUGCUGCGAGUCGAGGAAAUAAACCCUGAAUACAUGCUGGAGAAAUCUUUCUACCAGUUCCAGCAUUACAGAGCGCUGCCUGGCGUCGUGGAGAAGAUCGAGAAGUACGAGGCGCAGUACAACAGCAUCGAGAUCCCCAACGAGGAGGGCGUGGUGACGUACUUUAAGAUCCGACAGCAGCUCGCCAAGCUGGGGAAAGAGAUCCAGGAGUUCACGCACAAACCCAAAUACUGCUUACCCUUCCUGCAGCCCGGCAGACUGGUCAAGGUGAAAAAUGAUGACGCUGACUUUGGCUGGGGAGUGGUGGUGAACUUUUGCAAGAAGUCGAACGUGAAGUCCAGCACGGACUCUGAGCCUCUGUACGUGGUGGAGGUUCUGGUUCACUGCAGCAAGGACAGCGUGAAGGAUGCUGCCACUGAGGCGGCUAAACCUGCAGCUCCAGGAGAGACCGGGGAGAUGCAGGUGGUCCCAGUGAUGCUGCAUCUCCUGACCUCCAUCAGCUCCGUCCGUCUCUACAUCCCCAAAGAUCUGAGGCCCUUUGACAACCGGCAGCUGAUGCUCAAGUCCAUACAGGAGGUGCAGAAGCGCUUCCCGGACGGCGUUCCUCUGCUGGAUCCCGUGGACGACAUGGGCAUCAAAGACCCGGCGCUGAAGAAGGUGAUCCAGAAGGUCGAGGCCUUCGAGCACCGCAUGUACUCCCACCCUCUGCACAGCGACCCCAACCUGGAGGCCGUGUACUCGCUCUGUGAGAAGAAAGCUGUG
Messenger RNA from Gymnodraco acuticeps, 2088 nucleotides. It is a transcript of the gene mtrex, whose product is annotated as Mtr4 exosome RNA helicase. Gene Ontology annotation, molecular function: RNA helicase activity; ATP binding; RNA binding. The record is from RefSeq and is a predicted model, not a curated record. NCBI's taxonomy places the organism in Eukaryota, Metazoa, Chordata, Actinopteri, Perciformes, Bathydraconidae. Gene Ontology annotation, cellular component: nucleus. Gene Ontology annotation, biological process: RNA catabolic process; maturation of 5.8S rRNA.